Molecule: messenger RNA, 2883 nt
Organism: Hemiscyllium ocellatum (epaulette shark)
Lineage: Eukaryota; Metazoa; Chordata; Chondrichthyes; Orectolobiformes; Hemiscylliidae
Product: cellular tumor antigen p53-like
Exons: 11
Coding region: 156-1337 (393 amino acids)
Biological process (GO): apoptotic process; regulation of transcription by RNA polymerase II; protein tetramerization
Cellular component (GO): nucleus
Molecular function (GO): DNA-binding transcription factor activity, RNA polymerase II-specific; RNA polymerase II cis-regulatory region sequence-specific DNA binding; protein binding
Source: RefSeq, a predicted model, not a curated record
GGCCGCUGGGAUCCGGGGAAUCCCCGGCUCAGCAGUGGCGGGAGCGGGAGCGGUGGGUGUGCGGGUGACCGGAGAGAGAGAGGCGAGAGGUAGCGAAGCCAGCGGCUCCGAGCCACACCGACCACGGGGAGAGACGGAGGGGAGAGAGAGGCACCAUGACAGAAAGUCAACUGGAUGAACCCCUAAGCCAGGAGACCUUUCGGGAGCUGUGGAACCAGCUCGAGGUACCAAGUGCCAACGUGGGCCUGGACAAUGUCUUCCCAAUGCUGUCGGUGCUCACUGACCUGGACCUCCAGAUGGACGAGCUGGGUGUGGGGAGCGGCGACGGUGCUCCCAUUCCAGAGAUGUCGCUCCCACUGCCGAGCUCCUCCCAGGCUGCGCCAGUAUCGAACCUGCCGCGAAUGCCCACCAACUCAGUCCUGGCCACAGACGACUAUCCGGGCCCUCACCAGUUCCAGCUGCAGUUCCAGCAGUCCAGCACUGCCAAGUCUGUCACGUGUACGUACUCCCCCAUCCUGAACAAGCUGUUCUGCCAACUGGCCAAGACCUGCCCGAUCCAGGUUCGCGUGGACUCGGUGCCGCCCCCAGGGACUCUGCUCCGUGCCACUGCCGUCUAUAAGAAGCCGGAGCACGUGGCCGAAGUGGUGAGACGGUGCCCGCACCAUGAACGCAACUCGGAGAACGAUGACGGCCCUGCCCCUCCCAGUCACCUGAUCCGGGUGGAGGCCAAUAGCCAGGCGCGGUACGCUGAGAAUUCAGAAACCAAACGACAGAGCGUCAUCGUGCCGUACGAGGUUCCACAGGUGGGCUCUGACUGUACCACUGUUCUCUAUAACUACAUGUGUAACAGCAGCUGCAUGGGAGGCAUGAAUAGGAGGCCCAUUCUCUCCAUCCUCACCCUGGAGAGCCCUGAUGGCGUACUUCUUGGCCGGAGAUGUUUCGAGGUGCGAGUGUGUGCGUGUCCUGGCCGUGAUCGGAAAACCGAGGAGGAGAACCUGAAGCGGCAACAGGAGAGCCUGGCUGUGAAACCGGGCAGCGCUGGGAGCAAACGCUCCCUUGUGGAAGUCUCACAUGGAACCACAUCACCACGGACCAAGAAGAAGAAAGUACUGCUGGACGAUGAAGUCUUCACGCUGCAGGUCCGUGGCAGAGAGCGCUAUGAGCUGCUGAAGAAGAUAAACCACGCGCUGGAGGUUCAGGACCUAGUCCCAGACACUGUCAUCGAGGCGUAUCGCAAACAGCAGAAACAUCGGCUGAAGGCAGCUCAGGACAAAGACGGGCCGGAGAUCAAGAAAGGGAAGAAGUUGUUGGUGAAGGAUGAGAGGGAUUCGGAUUGAGGGCACACCCCACCCCCGAGCUCUCCCACCUCCCUCCAUUCUCACUAAAGAUACUGCCAGACCUGCUUUUUUAAUCCUCACUGGGCCUCACGGUGUGACCAUCACUGACCAGAGUCAGCCUCUGGGUUUCACAUGCUGACCCAGUUCCCCAGUUACUGCCGGGAAUGCAUCUCCCUGCAUUCCCCCCGGGGCAGCUCAGUCUCCGUCUGUGUCUGUGCGCGCUCACUCUCUUUCCCCCCCCCCCCCCCCCCAAUAUCCCAAUCCUUCCUAACCCUUCCCCUCCCCCCAGGAACCAUCACCCAGGAUUAGGCACAGCCCAUUUGGCCGAUCCGUUCCCUGCUCUAUGGGGCCGGACCCCUCACCCUCUCAGUGCUGGGGAGGGAGCAGGGCGGAACAAUCUAGAACAUUCCAUGUGGCUCACUGGGCUACCAACACAAGACCCUUGGUGCCCCUUUAAGUCUUAAAGGGACCAUGUGGUCCACCAAAUGGGUCAUGGAAAAUAAAUUAAACUGAGCCAAGAAUAUUGACCCCAGGGACUGUGAGCUGUCUGUAUGUGUACCAGGCCCUGUGUAUUUGCAGGUCCUCAUGACCAUCUCCCUUGUGUUACAGUGUGCUUUUCCAUGUCUCUGUCUCCCUCUGUCCCCAUUUCUCUCUCUGCCUCCCCCCCCCCCCCCCAGCUCUGUCUCGCUCUCCCCCCCCGCUCUCUCCCCCCCGCUCUCUCCCCCCCGCUCUCUCCCCCCUGCUCUCUCCCCCCCGCGCGCUCUCCCUUUGUUUCUGUGUUAGUGUGUCUCCCUGUAUGUCUGUGUUUGGGACCUCUGUUACCCCACCCCCUCCCAAACCCAGUGAUCACAGUAAAAAGACACUGAGUUUUCUGACUGUCUCCCUAUUCCUCGAUUCCAAACUGUUGUACCCAGUGAUGGUGGGGACAGACUCUGAGACCCUGUCGUGUUUGUGCCGAUAAGUUUGUCACAGACACAGGAGUCCCUACUGACUUGGUCUAAAUGCUGUUUCAGUGUAACCACCCGCACCACAGUCAAUGGAGUGAAGUGUUAUCCCUCUCCCAACCCAUCCUCCACUCGAUAUCAGCUGAACAUCUGAAUGUGGCCAGUUUGCAACAGCACCCCUGACCUGCUGGUGCAGUUGGUGUUUGUCAGUGUCCAGUCCCCCCCCCACAUCCCACAUCACUCCCGCACAGACCUCACUGUGACACCUGUCAGGUUUGAGUUUCCCUUUAGCAGUUUAAUGUGAAGGGCUUUUGCCUGAAACAUCGAUUUCGCUGCUUGUUGGAUGCUGCCUGAACUGCUGUGCUCUUCCAGCACCACUGAUCCAGAAACUAAAAUCCGCUGUUUCAUUCCAUUCGGGAGACGGCACUUAAGGGGCUGCUAUUUGACUAGGGGAAGGAAUUACCCGAGAGCUUGCCCAGUCCUGGAUUCCUCACAUCUCCCACCAGUAACCAAUCCCCGGCUGUAUCAGCACGUCUUCUCUCUCUCUUCCUUGCUAUCGAGCUAAUUUUUAUAUUGAGCAAAUAAAAGAGAAUGGAUUUUCA